AUGGUCAUUCAGGUUUGCGGGUCAGCAGCGGUCGAGUGUUCGACGUGGACCGUCACUUUGUGCGACGGCGACGUCGCGCAGCCGCGACAGGCAAACGACGCGCGGCCGGAGUACGAGGUGUCGCGCGCGACUGUGGCGUCGCCUGCCAUCUGCGAUUGCGAUCCGACGACGUCGUCUACAUCGUCCACUUGCAAAGAUGGAGACAGAUGGCCGUACCGCUCAAUAAGUACUGAGCUUCUUCAAUUUCUUGUCAGGACCCUCUUCAACAAUACCAUUUUCAGAUCACUGCCAGUGGUGGAAAACGAAGACGUGGUGCCGCUUGUGCAGUACUUCGACAGCGAUUCAUCGGCAAAGGCUCGACUAUCGCAUGCCGCAAGCGACUGUAUCUAUCGGGCGCGAGUUGCGGACACCGAAGAUACCAGUAUCGUCAAUCUGUGCGACAGCGACAAUGGUCUGUAUGGCCUGCUUGCCCUACCGGAUGGCGUCUAUUCUGUGGAACCGAUCGCUGCCGGCGGCAAUUCGUCGAAUAUUAAACCAGGUUAG
Cooperia oncophora is the source of this 543-nucleotide messenger RNA. The record is from the annotation of a GenBank genome assembly. NCBI's taxonomy places the organism in Eukaryota, Metazoa, Nematoda, Chromadorea, Rhabditida, Trichostrongylidae.